AACGGAGCUGCCUCGACUAUCGUCAGUCGCACCGGUUACUUGGCAAACGGUCCUGUCGGCCCACUCCGCUGCCCUCGACACCGCCUCGCCGCCUCAGCCGCUUCGGAAAGGACGCAGUCAGCUGGACCGCAUCCUAUAGGAUUUCACCGAUCCCGACGCGACUGUCACGGCACAACAGCCUGGACCGGGCUUCGAUCCCUCGAGGCGGCUGCAGCGUUCACUGUUGCGACUUGUCCCCACCUGGUGAGCCCAUGGGUCGCACGUCGAUAGCGGGGCCCCCUUCGUCCGAGGGGGCCCGCGAGGCAGAGCGCGUCGUCUCCUCCUCGGCCACCAAUGGCGGCGCCUCCAUGAACGGUGGUGACAGGGAUUCAGUUGCCAUGGAGCCGCCGUGCGACGCGCAAGAGCGCCAGCUCGUCGCGUCCAUCGCACGCGACUACCGAUCCAUGCUCGAGAAGCUGGGCGAGAACCCGGACCGCCAGGGCCUGCGCCGGACGCCCGAGAGAGCCGCUAAGGCCAUGCUCGCCUUCACCUCCGGAUAUAGCCAGGACGUUAGAGAGGUAGUCAACGAUGCCGUGUUCCUGGAGGACCACGACGAAAUGGUCAUCGUUAAAGACAUCGAGAUGUUCUCGCUAUGCGAGCACCACUUAGUGCCCUUCAUCGGAAAGGUGUCCAUCGGGUACCUGCCCAACAAAAAAGUGCUGGGCCUCAGCAAGCUGGCCAGGAUCGUGGAGGUGUUCAGCAGGAGGCUGCAAGUACAAGAGCGGCUAACCAAACAAAUUGCGAUGGCAGUAACAGAAGCAGUCGGCCCUACUGGUGUCGGAGUGGUGAUACAAGCAACGCACAUGUGCAUGGUGAUGCGUGGCGUGCAGAAGGUGUCCAGCAAGACCAUCACGAGCUGCAUGCUGGGAGUGUUUCGGGAAGACCCCAAGACUCGCGAGGAAUUCCUCAAGCUCGUGCUCGGAGGCCAGUGAAAAGAAAA
This is a messenger RNA of Rhipicephalus sanguineus (brown dog tick), 979 nucleotides long. RefSeq names its product GTP cyclohydrolase 1 (gene Pu). Gene Ontology annotation, molecular function: GTP binding; GTP cyclohydrolase I activity; zinc ion binding. Gene Ontology annotation, cellular component: cytoplasm. NCBI's taxonomy places the organism in Eukaryota, Metazoa, Arthropoda, Arachnida, Ixodida, Ixodidae. Bases 252 to 971 code for a protein of 239 amino acids. The record is from RefSeq and is a predicted model, not a curated record. The transcript has 6 exons. Gene Ontology annotation, biological process: tetrahydrobiopterin biosynthetic process; tetrahydrofolate biosynthetic process.